Molecule: messenger RNA, 2197 nt
Organism: Labeo rohita (rohu)
Lineage: Eukaryota; Metazoa; Chordata; Actinopteri; Cypriniformes; Cyprinidae
Gene: mapre2
Product: microtubule-associated protein, RP/EB family, member 2
Exons: 7
Coding region: 155-1150 (331 amino acids)
Biological process (GO): protein localization to microtubule plus-end; spindle assembly; regulation of microtubule polymerization or depolymerization
Cellular component (GO): microtubule plus-end; spindle midzone; microtubule organizing center
Molecular function (GO): microtubule plus-end binding
Source: RefSeq, a predicted model, not a curated record
AGGUCGCUGUUGAGCGGAAGACACACAUCCAUAUACACACAUACACACACUCUCUCUCAUACACACGGGAUUUAUACUAAGAACAAGCAGGCAGGCGGCAGGGAACAUCCCCGACGUCCCUUUCCUCGUCCGUUCGAGUAUUUCACAGAGCCAAAUGCCCGGUCCGACCCAAGCUCUGUCCCCCAAUGGAGAGAACAACAACGACAUCAUUCCGGACAGCAACGGCACCAACAUCAUUCCCUACAGAAAGAACACAGUGCGCGGAGAGCGCGCCUACAGCUGGGGGAUGGCGGUCAAUGUUUAUUCUACCUCAAUCACCCAGGAGACUAUGAGCAGGCAUGACAUCACAGCCUGGGUGAACGAUCUGCUCUGUCUAAACUACACUAAAGUGGAGCAGCUGUCAUCAGGAGCUGCGUACUGUCAGUUCAUGGACAUGCUGUUUCCCGGCUGCAUCAGUCUUAAGAAGGUGAAAUUCCAGGCCAAGUUGGAGCAUGAGUACAUCCACAACUUCAAACUCCUGCAGGCCUCCUUCAAGAGGAUGAAUGUUGAUAAGAUCAUCCCUGUAGAGAAGCUCGUCAAGGGACGAUUUCAAGACAACCUGGACUUCAUUCAGUGGUUCAAGAAGUUCUUUGACGCCAACUACGACGGGAAGGAGUACGACCCGGUGCAGGCCAGACAGGGCCAGGAUGCCAUUCCCCCUCCAGACCCCGGCGAGCAGAUUUUCAACCUGCCAAAGAAAUCCCACCAUGCCGCCAGCUCUCCCACCGCAGGAGCUACUAGAUCAACCAGUUCAACCCCUAAAUCCUCCACCUCGACCUCCCGACCCUCCUCUGCCAAAAAGAUCCCUGUGAUGUCAGCGACACCCGCUAAAGGAGAGAAGGAGCUGGAAGCCCAAGUAACACAACUAAACGAACAGCUCAAUACAUUAAAGCUAGCACUAGAAGGAGUGGAGAAGGAGCGGGAUUUCUACUUUGGGAAACUGAGAGAGGUGGAGCUGCUGUGUCAGGAGCAGGGCCAGGACAACGGGCCCUUCGUGGAGAGACUCAUGGAAGUGCUGUACUCUGCAGACGACCAGGAGGCAGGCGGAGAGGAACAUGAGGCUCCGGCUCAGGAGGAGGACGUCCCUGACGACACGCAGGACGAAUACUGAACAGCUGUCAAUCAAACAGACACCUGAACAUACAUGCACUCCAUCAGAAAACUGCUUCUGGGUUCAUUUUCCUCCAACUCAUGACGGUUUAUUUCUCAUUUGCUCUCGUGAUAAAGGAAUGAGACCAAUUGGCCAAAUAUUCAAACGUGUCUUUUCAUUUCGAAGCCCUGUUUAAUUGCAUCAUGACUAUUAUGAACAUCCGACAGCAGCUUAAAUGGUGAAUCUUGUUCGUGUGAAGCCCGUGAUAACAACCACUGCACAUCAGCUCCAUUCGGUUUUUACUUUAACUGAAGUCUGUUGGCGUUUCCACCUGCUGUUUGUCAUCUCACCGCGCCGAUGAAGGAGAAUUGACCUGUUUUAAGAAGUGACAUAUCGAACCAUUUCAUUUUAAAGUACUGCAAUAAGAGUAGCUGGAAGAGCUACCAAUACCAUUUGUGAAAUAGUUUCCUUAAUAGAUGAAUCAUUGGUUGUCACAGUAAAUUGCAUUAUAACCUAAUGCAUUUUGGUAAUUUAAACUCAAUUUUUCUCCUUGUUAGAUUAAAUAAACUCAUUUUUCUUUACAGAGGUGGAAGCCAAUCGCAGUGUUUGAUAUAUUUUCUUUUGAAUGUGCAAUCCGUAUUCGCGUCUAAACGUUUUACUUUAUAUGUACAGUAAAAGAAGCAGCCGUCAUCUGAAGAAAACAAUGCAUUUUGAAGAUUUUUUUGUUAACUGUUGUUCCAGGCACAGGUCUUCUGAACAGAAAACAGCAUUCUCGUGAUCUCCGUCAAUAUUCUCCACAGGUCAACGCUUACGUCAUUUAUUAUUGUGUACAAUGAAAAGGAAUGUAAACAUAUGUACUGUUAAUAAUUAUAAAUAGACAAUGUUUUUCUUUUUAUUUCCCUCACAGUAUCUUCCCUUAUGCAUUCCCCAAAUGUGUUGCAUGUUUGCAUUUUAUUUGUGAAUAACUUGACCUGCUUUUUACAUAUUUAAUAAAAAAAGGAAAAAAAAAAUGUUAAAUGUUUUUUGUAUGUUUAACUUGCUGUUUAAAAUCUCUGGAGAUAUGAUAGA